Messenger RNA from Nelumbo nucifera (sacred lotus), 3112 nucleotides. RefSeq names its product serine/threonine-protein kinase D6PK-like. Lineage: Eukaryota; Viridiplantae; Streptophyta; Magnoliopsida; Proteales; Nelumbonaceae. The record is from RefSeq and is a predicted model, not a curated record. Gene Ontology annotation, biological process: protein phosphorylation. Gene Ontology annotation, molecular function: ATP binding; protein kinase activity.
UAGAGAAGAGAGAAAAAGAAAAAGACGGCCUGAAGUAUACUUGUAUAUUACUAUUAACAAAGAACUGAGAAGAGAAUAUCCGAAGAUAAAAGACGGAUCGCUUUGCAUUGCAGUUCAUUUGCUUGUGAACUUGGCUUGGAUUUGUCUAACCUCUCAAGACGAGAAACGAUGAAUUAACAGAAAUUGGUAGGUAGAGUUCUCCAGCCACAGAGGCCAGCGAACUCCGACUUCUUGCUUCGAUCGGAUCCAAUAAAGCCCUUCUUUUAAGGGAGAAAAGGGAAAUCUUUCUCUCUUUUCGAGCUCUGAAUGGUCGCAUUAACUUUCUAGCCAUGAAAGAUCGCCCCUGCCGCAUUUUAAGAUCUUUUCUCUAAUCAGCUAGAUUGGGAAAUUAGAUUUUGAAGAAAAAAGAAGAAAUAGAAAAUCUUUGAAUUGCUUGGUGUGAGCCUCGUUCUGAGUUGAUCUUGCACGGCAGAAUCUCUGUCUUGAUUCGUCUACUCGCAAGUACGGUUUUAGUUGAGUAUCCUGCGUUUGAUGGCUACACCUUCGAAACUACAGACCGCCCCCUCUCAAAAACCUAUGGUUGCUGACUUGAGUAGCAGUGCGUCGGUGUCGAUGCCAGAUUGCUCCAAGGAGUUGCUGGCCGAUAGAAUUCGUUCUUCCUUGAGACUUCAUGAUUCUGCUCCCUCUUCCAGUUCUAAACCUUCCCCGUUCUCAGCAAAACCACCGCCACGGUCUUCUUCCAAACAGCCGACGAAUGGAGCCUCCUCUCCUAAAUGUGCAACUGCAACUGCACCGGAUCACAAUACCAGGACGGCUGGCAAUCAAGCGACUCCUGUUAUCCAUCAGAAGCACUCCCACAGGACAGUCGAAGGUCAUUUGCAAAAGGAAGACCUACCAAGUUCGUUUAAAAAAUCGCACAAACACAAGGGACAACCUGCAGUUGUGGAUUUAAAAGAUUGUCCUACCGAAACCAUGAAUGCAACUCCUAAUGAGAAGGUUUUAACAGAAACAGUUCCAGAGCCGGAACCUUGCAUCAAACAUCCCAUUGAUGAUUCCAAAACUUCUCACUCAAACUUCUUGUCAGAGCAGGCAGAUUUUGUUUCAGGCCCUUAUAAGAAGCAACAUAACAGUCAAUUAAUAUCACAGUCGGGCAUCAGCCAUUGUCCUAGUCCUGAUAACAGUUUCUACACGGCAACUCAAUUCACAGAAGCUAAGGACAGUUUUGCUGCCACAGAAGUUAGUGAUUGUAUCAGCAGUGUGGAAAAAUCUAGUGGAAGUGCCAAAGUUAGCAACUCCUGUGAUUUUGUAGAGAGCAGGAAGACUAGUAUCUGCAGGGGCAGCACUGGCAGUGAUGUUAGCGACGAGAGCAGUUCAAGUAGCUUUAGCAAUGCUAUAUACAAACCACACAAAGGGAACGAUAGAAGAUGGGAGGCCAUUCAAGCUGUUCGAUCUCGUGAUGGGAUGUUGGGGUUGAACCACUUUAGGCUUUUGAGAAGGCUAGGCUGUGGUGAUAUAGGUAGUGUUUACCUAUCGGAGUUGAGUGGAACUAGAAGUUAUUUCGCCAUGAAGGUUAUGGAUAAAGCAGCUCUAGCAAGUCGAAAGAAGCUUCUGAGGGCUCAGACAGAGAGAGAGAUUUUGCAGUCUCUGGAUCAUCCAUUCUUGCCCACUUUAUAUACACACUUUGAAACAGAGAAGUUCUCUUGCUUAGUGAUGGAGUUCUGCCCAGGAGGAGACCUGCAUGCACUACGUCAAAGACAACCAGGAAAAUAUUUUCCUGAGCAUGCAGCCAGAUUUUAUGUGGCAGAGGUUCUCCUUGCUCUGGAGUACCUACACAUGCUUGGGAUCAUUUACAGAGACCUUAAACCAGAGAAUGUUUUAGUGAGGGAAGAUGGCCAUAUAAUGCUUUCAGAUUUUGAUCUCUCCCUAAGAUGUGCAGUCUGCCCAACACUGGUGAAGUCCUCAAACACAAGCAUGGACUCAAUAAAGAAUUCCUUCUGUGUUCAGCCAUCUUGCAUUGAGCCAACUUGUGCAAUCCAACCAUCUUGCAUACAACCAACAUGUUUUGCACCACGUUUCUUUUCAAGCAAGUCCAAGAAAGAAAAGAAAUCAAAAUCAAAAAAUGAAGUUUAUAAUCAAGUAAGCCCACUCCCGGAGCUUAUUGCAGAACCUACAAAUGCUCGUUCAAUGUCCUUUGUGGGCACUCAUGAGUACUUGGCUCCUGAAAUCAUCAAAGGUGAAGGCCAUGGCAGUGCUGUAGAUUGGUGGACAUUUGGGAUCUUUCUCUAUGAGCUUUUGUUUGGAAAGACUCCAUUCAAAGGAUCAGGGAACCGUGCCACUCUCUUCAAUGUGAUAGGGCAACCCCUGAGGUUUCCAGAAUCACCUACUGUGAGUUUUGCUGCAAGAGACUUGAUCAGAGGUUUGCUUGUUAAAGAACCACAGCAUCGUCUUGCAUAUAGACGUGGGGCCACCGAAGUUAAGCAACAUCCAUUCUUUCAAAGUGUGAAUUGGGCACUUAUCCGGUGUACCAGUCCACCAGAGGUGCCAAAGCCUUUCAUGAUGGACUUGCCAACGACAACAGAGGUGCCAAAGGCACUGGCAAAUGACAAGAUGCCAGGAAUGGAUAUGAAACCUUCAGGUAAUUAUUUAGAGAUUGAUUUCUUUUGAUUCUUGUAAUCUGCACCAACUUCAUGGUAUUGUGGUUGAAUGGUUCUUUUCCAUGGCAAGGAGAUCAGAAAUUGUAGCUCCUCCCAACUACACAAGUAAAUUCUCUUUAUUUUCAGUAAGCAUGACAAUUCCUGCUGAAAUGAGGAUAGAACUUGCUGUUCUUUCUUAUCCGUCAAACCCUGCUCACUGAUAUUGUAAAUGAUGUAUCUGAUUGGAAAGUCUGGAAGUUUUAUCAUUAUUCAAGGAUCCCAUACUUACUCAUAUAUACAGAAAUUUUCACUUGCUCACACUGAAAAAUCAGCCAAUCACAGUUAGAUGGAACCUAUUUAAAUAUCUUUACUAUUCGGAGAUGUUGGAAUGAAUAAUGAGGAGAGCUUCGGUUCAUGAUCAUAUGAUCUAAUCAAUGUAGUCCUAAAUUUCAACUAUUCAAUAUUGAAUUUUUGGUUUA